Molecule: messenger RNA, 1768 nt
Organism: Aphanomyces invadans
Lineage: Eukaryota; Oomycota; Saprolegniomycetes; Saprolegniales; Verrucalvaceae
Exons: 5
Coding region: 81-1694 (537 amino acids)
Biological process (GO): SCF-dependent proteasomal ubiquitin-dependent protein catabolic process
Cellular component (GO): SCF ubiquitin ligase complex
Molecular function (GO): protein binding
Source: RefSeq, a predicted model, not a curated record
GCGAAUUGCAUGACUUGAUCGUUGGCGGCCUUGCGCGAUCUUGACUGUGCGGCACCAGUGGCGCAUUGAAACCUGGCCGCAUGAAGCGUAGCCGUCGCAAGCAGGAAGCUGAGACCAGUGACGAUGAGACGAAGGAGGAACAGCCUGCUCAGCGCCGCCGGGGAAACGGAGAGGAGGUGGCACGUGGUCGUGGAGCAGUGACAGCUGACCGGGCGUCUUACUUCGCUCGCGGUGACACAUCGGGCAUUGAUGCUGAGGACCAUCGCAUCACUCCAGCUGCAUCGUCGUCAACAGCCGAGGAAGAUUGGCCAGGAAUGUUUCAAACUGCAGCUGUGUUGCACCAAGGUCGAUCUGCCGCACAAGCGAAGCGUCAAGAAGAGCUCGACAAGAAAGCGACCAACGACAGCGCCACGACGGAAGAAGAGGCGGCAACGCCGUGGGAGCCGCGCUACCCCUUGCGCGCCCUUGUCAAGACCCAGGACAUUCCAUCCUUAAAGGACGUCGUAUGCGCCAUCAUUGCCCAGCACAUUCACGAAUACCAAGACGUCGGGCACGAGUGCCUUGGCGAGCGGUCGUUGGUUGAAUCCCGCGCGAAAAUCGCAACGCUCGUGGCUCAGAGCCGUCGGUUGGAUAACUCGGUCCUCCCGUUCUUCAUCUACCCUGGCGUGAUGGAAAUUGACAUCCCCGACUGUUCGAUGCUCGACGAAAACUCAUUUGUCCAGGCGCUGCUGGCCGCCCAAACUGCCGAGAAGGACCUUGGCAUUUCCACGAAGUUUACGUCGCUCAAGCUCGGGAUGAGCGGGCGGUGCAUCUCGGACAGAGUGCUCGAAAGCCUCUCAACGGCGCUGUCGACGGUGGAAGAAGUUCGUCUGGAUGGUUGCUAUCGUUUGUCGGACCACGGCAUCAAGUACUUGCAGGCCAAGUGCUCGCCGUGUCUGGAACGGUUUGAACUGAGCAGCAACCAGCGCAUCACGGCCGCUUCCAUAACGUACAUCCAAGGAUGGACGCAUCUCCACACACUGAGUCUCGCGGAAUGCCCCCAGUUCGUCGACGACGAUUUCCUCCCGCUCAAGCCGCUCGUGACGACGUCCCUGAGGAAGCUGUCGCUCGUGCAGCUGGACAAAGCCACCGAUCGUCUCUUGCAACUCUUGUUUCAUGGCACCGCAGACUGCUUGAUCGAAGACCUGAGUGUCGCACGGUGCGCUCGGCUAACCGAUGCUGGUCUGCAAGUGGCUGUGCAAGCGUGCUCCCGCCUGACGGCUCUCGAUGUGGCCGACGUCCUCUUGCUCACGGACGCGACCCUUGCCCAUGUGCGCACGGCCAAGUUAACGUUGCACCGAGUCAACUUGCGACGGUGCACCAACAUGACGGACGCAGGGAUCGAAGAUUUGGCAGUGGCCAGCGCGGGCCACUUGGCACGACUGGAAAUCUCUAGCCUUCCAUUGCUCACGGGCAAGGCCAUGGUGGCGUUGGCGACCCACUGCGCGACGUCAUUGCACCACUUGGACAUAUCGUUUUGCCGGCAUAUCCGAGACAACGACGUUGGGUACCUCACCACGCACUGCCAUAACUUGACCCGGCUCGGGCUGUACGGGUGCACGCAGAUAUCGACGGUGUUCUUGCAAGGCCAGCCCUUGGACGGGUUGGUGUGCUACGGCCACCCGCUGCUCACUGGGCUCAAGCUUCGCGCGUAAUGAACGAAAUGGUCCAAUUCGAUGUAUCCAACACGUGCUUUUCAUAAAGUUGCGUGCGAAUUGCGCGACUGUUU